Rotaria sordida is the source of this 621-nucleotide messenger RNA. NCBI's taxonomy places the organism in Eukaryota, Metazoa, Rotifera, Eurotatoria, Philodinida, Philodinidae. The record is from the annotation of a GenBank genome assembly.
AUGAAUCUUAUAACAAAUCGUUCAUUUCUUUAUAUGAAUUGUUUAUUAAUUGAUAUGUUAUUAAAAAUUUUUCUUAGUUCAGGUGAUUGGUUAAAUGCAUGUGUUGCUAUUGAACGAGCAAUUACUAGUCUUCGAUAUAUAGCUAAAUGUGUUAUACCAAUAAUAUUCUCUUUAACAAUUCUUACUUAUAUUCAUGCUCCAAUGUCUCGUCAAUUAUUUGAUGAUGAAGAUGAACAACGAACAUGGUGCAUUGUUAAUUAUUCAUUUCAAUUGAAAAUAUUUGAUAGAUUUAUUAAUCUAUUUCAUUUUUUAAUACCAUUUAUAAUUGAUUUUCUAUCUAGUCUGAUUAUCAUUAUUCAAGUAUUUAAAACUCGAACAAAAACUCAAAAGAAAGUAAAAAAUAAAACUCUUUUUUAUGUUCAAAUCAAUCGACACAAACAUCUUAUUAUUGCACCAUGUAUUUUAAUUCUAUUAGCUUUACCUCGUUUAAUAAUAUCAUUCUUAUCAAGAUGUAUGGAAUCAACUCAUGAUCCAUGGCUUUUUUUUAUUGGUUAUUAUAUUUCAUUUAUUCCAUCAUUACUUAUCUUUACAGUAUUUGUAUUGCCUUCAAAAAAAAUAUGA